AUGGUGAUAUACUCACUUCUAGAUGUUUCCGUGUUGUGUUUUGUCUCUUUUUUUCAAGAAUAUGUAGAAAAACCCUUAAAGCUUGUCUUAAAAGUGGGAGGUAAUGAAGUCGCAGAACUUUCUACUCAAAGCACAGUGCAUGACCCAUCCCACUAUGAAGAUAAAGACGAAAAACACAAAGACAAGAAAAGGAAAAAGAGGAAAAAAGCAGAAAAGCAAGCCCCUGGAGAGGAAAAGGAAAAAAGGAAGAGAAAAGUCAAGGAGGAUAAAAAGAAACGAGAUAGGGACCAUGGUGAAAAUGAAGGUGAAAGAGACCUGAAACCUAUAAGGCUGGAUAUAUCUCUGGACAAACCACUGGCAAGCAGUUUAGCAAAACAGGAAGAAGUGGAGCAAACACCACUUCAAGAAGCUUUGAACCAACUUGUCAGACAGCUGCAGAGAAAAGAUCCAAAUGCUUUCUUUUCAUUUCCUGUGACUGACUUUAUUGCUCCCGGCUACUCCAUGAUCAUUAAACGCCCAAUGGAUUUUAGUACCAUGAAAGAGAAGAUCAAGAACAAUGGUUACCAGUCCAUAGAAGAACUAAAGGACAGUUUCAGGCUGAUGUGUACUAAUGCUAUGAUCUAUAACAAACCAGAGACCAUUUAUUACAAGGCUGCGAAAAAGCUCUUGCAUUCAGGAAUGAAAAUACUCAGCCAGGAAAGAAUUCAGAGCUUGAAGCAAAGCAUCGACUUCAUGGCAGACCUUCAGAAAGCCCGGAAGCAGAAAGAUAAAUCCGAUCUACAGUCUGGGGGAGAAAAUGGCAACGGACUCGGAAAAGAAGCAAACUCCAUGAACGUAGACCUUCGAGCCUUUAAAAGUCCCACCAAAGAGCAUAAAAAGAAAGAAAAAGAUCUACUUGAAGAAAAAAUAAGGAAUAAUAAUUUAGAGAAGGAACAAGAACUGAUUGAACGCAUCAUUAAAGAAUCAGGAGGGAAAUUGACAAAACGUCCUGCUAACGGCCAGUGCGAGUUCGAACGGAGAAAACCUGAUGGCACAACCACCCUGGGACUUCUUAAUCCGGCAGAAAAUAACGCAGGGGACCUGGCCCAUCCGUCUCUGAGGCUCGGUGCGACAGCCGGAAGACUUCAGUCUGGUGUAAACACAUUGCAAGGCUUCAAAGAGGACAAAAGGAACAAAGUUACUCCAGUGAUGUACUUGAACUAUGGACCCUUCAGCACUUACGCUCCAGCUUACGAUUCCACCUUUGCCAAUAUCAGCAAGGAUGAUUCAGAUCUGAUCUACUCCACUUAUGGAGAAGACUCUAAUCAAGGCGGUUUUAACAUGAAUGAAUUCUUGGCCAAGUCGCAAGAAUACCCUUACAUCAUGGCUGACAGCUUGCUGGACGUCUUGACUCAAGGAAGGCAUUCGCGUUCCCUCAGAGAAUUAGAGAUGUUACAACCUGUAGAGGAAGCUGAAUACCAGCGGGCAAGGGCUGAUGCCUCCAAGGACGUAGAGAUUGUGGAAGCAGAAGCUGCCACCAGACUCGACUCCUGUCUCAAUAAGGAGAGGCUGACGGCGCUGAGUUCAGUCACCAAUUUUGUGAUGCCUGUGGAGGAGUUUGACUCCGAAGAAGCAGAAGUCUUCCAGAGAAAACUCGAUGAAACCACAAAGUUGCUGAGGGAGCUCCAGGAUGCGCAGAAUGAACGCCUGAGCACCAAACCCCCUCCGAACAUGGUUUGCCUCUUAGGCCCAUCUUACAAGGAGAUGAAUUUGGCGGAGAGAGUGACCACUAACCUCAAAGAGCUGACGCAGCAAGUGGCUCCGGGUGACAUUGUGAGCACGUACGGAAUCCGCAAAGCAAUGGGCAUUUCUAUCCCUUUGCCAGAGAACACAGAGCGUUUGGUUGAUUUAACAGCUGUGGCAGAAUCUCCAAAAGCUGUCGUUCUCGUUGGAAACGAAUGUGAACCAGUUGCUACAUAAUGCUUCUUGUCAUUUUAAAGGUGGGGGUUUUUUUUGGUGUGUGUGUAGUUCAAUUUGUGUUUCAAUUAAUGUUCUCUUGGGGCAUUCUUUGUAUACUUACAUGUUAGGGGAGUGUUGUCAAAUUUGAAUUCUUAAUUAAAAAAAACUUUAAUAUCAAA
Messenger RNA from Anolis sagrei ordinatus, 2117 nucleotides. The record is from RefSeq and is a predicted model, not a curated record. NCBI's taxonomy places the organism in Eukaryota, Metazoa, Chordata, Lepidosauria, Squamata, Anolidae.